Chaetura pelagica (chimney swift) is the source of this 3927-nucleotide messenger RNA. RefSeq names its product SH3 domain and tetratricopeptide repeats 1 (gene SH3TC1). Gene Ontology annotation, molecular function: protein binding. NCBI's taxonomy places the organism in Eukaryota, Metazoa, Chordata, Aves, Apodiformes, Apodidae. The record is from RefSeq and is a predicted model, not a curated record.
AUGGAGAGUUCAGCAGUGGCAGGCAGUGCACCCAUGCUCAGCACAAACAGCAUCAUCCCUGGUCUAGAGGGAGAAGAAGACAGGAACUUGGAGAGGAAACAAAUGGAGCAGGGAAGGUGCAGGUCUGGCUGGAUCUGUGGGGAGGUGAAUGCUGCCACCAGCACCAUCAGGAUGGACACACUGCAAAAACAAAUGGAGUGUUCUGAAAGUGAAACAUGCACAAAUAUCAGUUCAAGGACCCUUCCCAAUCAAGCAGAGAAUUUUCCAACUGAUAUCUCCUUGAAGUUAACAAUGGUAAGACGAAAGAGUGGAUGUCCUGAUCCCAGACUCCAAAGACAGCUCAGAGGGCAGCUCCGUCUUGUGGAAAAUGACAGUAGGGAGGUGACAGCAGUUUUCAGUGAGCUCUCUGCCAGACUGCUGUCUAUUCAUAGUGAUGAAGAUCUAAUAGUGGUGACAUUUAAAACUUUUGAAGAAAUAUGGAAGUUUCUAACCUACCAUUCACUGGGUUUUAUAAAUCACUGCAUGGAAAACUUAUUCCUAGACCAAUCUUUUUGGCUGUAUUCUCAAGAGGAGGAAGAAACAGGCAUUGAAGUCUGUAUAAAUGAAAAAUCAUUACAUUUGAUGUACAGAAGCCUGCUAGUACAGGAAGGGGCGUUUUUUGUUUCAUGUCCUGACAAUCUGAUAAGAAAGAUAUUGGUUACAGACAAUGAAAUAAAUACUUAUUUUGAAACUGGGGCUUUUACUGAAGAUGUAACAGGUGGAUCUAUGGAUGGUGAUGUGACUGUGCUGAUUAAUGCUUCUCUGGAGCCAUUGAUUCCUUUUCAUCAAUGGUUUCUUAAAGGGUGUUCUAAUUCCAUUGACCUUAGAUGCAAAACUGAAUCCAAAUCCACCAUGAAAGUUGCAAUGGGAUCUUGCCUUGCUGUGAUGGAUUAUGAAAGUAGUGUGUUGGAAGAGAUGAGUUUCCAGGAAGGGGACAAAAUUGAGAUCAUUGGCUACUUCAUUGAAUGCGUGGAAUGGUUUCUUGGAAGACAUGUGUUUACUGGCCAAAUAGGUUUUGCAAAGACAAGUCAUGUUAAACUGGACUUACCUAAAAAUAAACCGCAAGACCUGGAUUUUCUUGAAGCAGAUGAGCUGUCAUUUUUUUCAAAUGACAACAAUUUGGAAGAAGUGAUACAUUUGUUAAAACAAACCUCCAUCACAGAUAUUUGCUCUGUGUACCGAAUUGACCAAAUAGAAGAACCAGAAUUUCAGAAAGAUCAUGAAUCUGAAAUUCAGUGUUCACAUUCUAGCAUGGGAUCCACUAGCAACAACAGAAAGAUAGAAGAAUUCUUGAGGAACUUCAAGAAUUUGGAGGCCGCUCAGGCAGAAGAGCCAACUACAGAAGGAAAGGAUCAAGAUGAUGAUCAAGCAUCUGACACUUUUGAGUCAUUGUUACUCUUCUUAAACAGGGAAGAGUAUGACAGAAACUUCAAAGCACUGUAUGAUUACUCUUACCCAUUUAUCAACAGCAUGUUUUAUGGGUUUUCUGAAGAAGAACAACUAGUUAGCUUUUUUAGAUUAGCAAGGGAAGCAGCAAAGAAAGCAAGUAUGUCCUGGGCUCUAGCACGGUUGUGCUUUGUCCUAGGCAGGCUUAGUGUUAAAAAGCUGAAGUUUUCCCAAGCUCGGGUGUAUUUUGAGGAAGCAUUGGGAGUAGUAGCUGGAGGGUUUAGUGAUUUGUACUUUGUAAUUGCUCUUUAUACAAAUCUAACAAUUAUCUACUUGACACAGAAGAACAAAGAAAAAUGUGCUCAUAUUUUUGACAAGGCUACAGCUCUUCUCAUGGGGAUUCCCAACUAUAUUUGCAGUGCUGACCUGGAGUCAGAUAUUCUAAAGUAUGCUCUGAAGAGGACAAUUCUGAGGCAGAACAAGCAUGCAGAGGCAAGGGCAUGCUUUCUACUGGCAAAACAUUACAGUGCACGCAAACAGCAUGAAGAGGCACUACCAUUCUUGGAAAGGUUUCAACUGUUGCUUAAUGAGCUGGGUUUCCAAAACAACUUAUCAAACAAGUGUUAUUUCAAACUAGCACAGUUGUACAACAAAAAGUGUUUGCCACACAUUGUAUUAAGCUGCAUAAAGGUCACCUCUUCCCAGAGCUCCAGUGCUUUAAUAGAUUCCUUGAAAAGGAUUGAUUUAGUAAUCAAAAAUGCUCCCAAGCUCUAUGGUGUGAGAAAACUCAGACAAAUACACCCAUCCCAAAUUGUACCUUACCUCAUACAAGCACUUUCCUCUGUGUUUACUAAUGAGCAGCAAGGACUAUGCUGCACUAUUCAUCUUAGCUUAGCAAAACUGUACAGCCACCACAAACAGUAUGGAAAAGCUAUUGUUCACAUGAUCAAAGCACUGGACUCUGAUGUUUCUGCUAAGCCAGAAGAAGCUAUUAGCUAUCUGGUUUCACUUGCUUGGUUAUACAUUCUUUACAAACAAUAUGAUGUGGCUUUAGCCAUUUUAAAUGCUGUUGUAGACUCUUCAUGGAGCACUCUUCAACAACUAGGUGUAGCUUAUAACAUGCUUGCUAUUGCUUUGAAAAGAACAAACAAUACAAAACAAGCUGCUGAGAGCUACUACAAAGCAUUGUGCCUUUCAGAAGAGACCAGUAUGACCCAUAACCAAGCUAUAGCCCUAGCUAAUUUUGCGGCACUAUGCCUGCAUGCAGCAGCCAGCAAGCUGGCAGAACAUUAUUAUAUCAAGGCAGUGAAGCUAUUCUCCAAACUUCCAAAUCUGGACUGUGGCCAAGACUUCAUCCAGGUCCUCCUUCAGUUGGGAUGCUACUAUGUUGGUAGAAAACAAAGAGAGAAAGGAAGGUUUUAUUAUGAAUGGGCCUUUUUAGUUGCAAUGGAGAUAAGUCAUCUGGAAAGUCAACUGCAAGCCAUUAAACUUCUGUGUCAGUUCUACAGUACAGUUGCUCCCAAUGAGGCUCAGUGUGUCAUCUACAACGAGUAUCAACUAUCUUUAGCUAGAAAGAUGUCCAACAAAGCUUUGGAGGGACAAAUUUUGGAAACCAUUAGUCAGCUCUAUUUAUCUUUAGGAACAGAAAGGGCUUACAGGUCAGCUUUGGAAUGUACUAAAAGAAGCCUUGGGAUAUUUAUAGAUCUCCAGAAAAAAGAGAGAGAAGCAUAUGCUUGGCUACGAGCAGGAAAGAUAUAUUAUGUUCUGAGGCAGAAUGAGCUUGUGGAUCUUUAUAUUCAGGUUGCUCAGGAUGCUGCUCUUUACACAGGUGAUCCAAACUUUGGAAUGGAAUUGUUUGAAGCUGCUGGAGACAUAUUUUUCAAUGGUACUUGGGAAAAGGAGAAGGCAGUGACUUUCUACAGGGACAGGGCUCUUCCACUUGCUGUUAAGACUGGCAACAAACCCACUGAGCUCAGACUAUGCAAUAAAUUGGUGGAAUUGCUGGUGACUCUGAAGGCUUAUGAGGAAAGUCUGGAAUAUGCACGAGCAUCUCUUAUGCUCAGUGUAAGUUUAGGAAACCAGCUAAAUGAACGAAUAGCUUACCAUCGCCUGGCUGCCAUCCACCAUCAUUUGGGUCACUGUGAACUAGCUGAACACUUUUAUUUAAAGGCCUUGUCCCUCUGCUCCUCUCCUCUAGAGUUUGAGGAGGAAACACUGUAUUAUGUCAAGGUGUACUUGAUCUUAGGAGACAUAAUAUUCUAUGACCUUAAGGAUCCCUUUGAUGCAGCAGGCUACUAUCAUUUGGCACUUGCUGCUGCCAUGGAUCUGGGCAAUAAAAAAGCUCAGCUGAAGAUUUACACAAGACUUGCAGUCAUCUACCAUAAUUUCCUUGUGGAUCGAGAAAUGUCUCUCUUCUUCUACCAAAAGGCAAGAACCUUUGCAACUGAGCUGAAUGUUAGGAGAAUAAAUCUAGCUCCUGAUCAAUGUUACAAGAGUUCAUAA